Hibiscus syriacus is the source of this 711-nucleotide messenger RNA. Its product is annotated as NDR1/HIN1-like protein 2. The record is from RefSeq and is a predicted model, not a curated record. Gene Ontology annotation, cellular component: plasma membrane. The coding region runs from base 1 to 711 and encodes 236 amino acids. Lineage: Eukaryota; Viridiplantae; Streptophyta; Magnoliopsida; Malvales; Malvaceae. The transcript has a single exon.
AUGCUGCAACCCCAGCUUCAAGACCAUCCUAACUCAUCAUUGAUAAGACCGCAGCGUGAAAUCACUGAAGGUGACCAGUGCCACGGCAAGCAUCCCCAAGAGCAUCCUCCUCGCUCUAGUCCUUUUCUCCCAAGGGACCCUCAAACCAACCCUAUAGCAUGGCCUGCGGCAACAAUCUGUGCAAUUCUUUUGCUGAUCAUGAUACUAGGAGGCCUAAUCGUUCUCAUAGUCUAUCUCAUCUAUCGACCACAUAGUCCACUGUUUGAUCUCAACGGCGCCACCUUGAAUGCAGCCUCUCUCGACAUGGGUUAUCUGCUCAAUGUUGAUGUUAGUCUACUGUCUAACUUCACAAAUCCAAACAAGAAGGUGAACAUCGAUUUUAGUCACAUGUAUCUUGGUCUUUACUUUGAGAAUUCCCUGAUUUCUACUCAAUACCUAGAGCCUUUCUCAGCUGCAAAAGGUGAGACCAUGUUUGCAAAUAUUCAUAUGAUAACCAGUCAGGUUAAGCUUUCAAUGGAAGAAACAGUUCUGUUUCGGAACCAGAUCGCGAACAAUCAAGUGAUGUUUACAGUCAAAGGGGUGUUCCGAGCUCGGUCAAAACUCGGAGGUUUAUUUAAAUAUUCAUAUUGGUUGCGUGGUUAUUGUGGCAUCAUAGUUUCAAGCCCUCCAACAGGGGUCUUAAGGGAGAGAAAAUGCAGAACCAAACACUAA